AUUAGUUGUGACCCUGGGCAAAUAAUCCUAAAAUGUGCGUGUGUAUAAUAAAAAGAAAUUUUAUUCUGCGACUUCAUUGCAAAGGAGGUCCAUGUUUUAAAAAAAAAAAAGUUACUAACACUGGCCCUAUGUUCUCCAAAGCAACUCUUAUCAAUAGAGCACAAAGUCUAGAUGUAAUCACGAUGACAAAGUUCUGCACAUGGACUCGGGACAGAAGGUGCUUAUGUCCCCCAAGGCGCAGCCUAAUCGUCUCCUAGUCCCCAGAGGAUACAGGAAUGUUGCUCCUUGCAGGGCUGUCGGGGCUUGGCCACAAACCACUGCUGCUUCCGUGCCAUCCAGGCAGGCAGUGCUGCGACUAACGCCUCGUGUGUGGUCUCAAUGCCCCAAACGCAAGCACCUCGGCCCUCAGGGUUACAUUCUGGCUAGUUAAUCCCGGGGAAACCAGGGGGGUGACUUAGAUGGCCUAACAGGUAAAAAUCAGUGAUUAAAUGUAAUAAACGUGGGGAUGUAAUGGAGCUUGGGAAAGGUCCCGUGGGAUCAAACUCAGACCCACUGGGCCACAGGGGAGAAAACUACGGGAUUUUAAGGGGCUCCCGGGGGUCUGGGAGGAACCAGUUCAGCCUCUUGAGGGUCAGCCCGCGUGGGGGAGCAGCCUUCUCCCUCGAGGCCUUCCAAGCCUGGACCAAGGAGCCUUCACCCCCACCUCCCCCAUCUCCUUUUCUUUUUUCUCCUCGGACAAAUAAUUAAAGCACCAAAUCCAACCGAGGGUCCGCAUCGCCCACCAGUCCCGGGGAAAUGAGCCGAAGGGCAGCACGGCCAGUCCAGGUACGGCCAUUACUACAGGGGAGAGAAAAGGCGGCAGCCAACAGGGACGUCGCUGAUGUCACGCCACCGUGGGCGUGGCACGCCUGGGGGCGGGGAGCGCGCGCCGGUUCCUGGCCGCUCUGUCUUUGGCGUAGACGCCGUCCGUUCUGCCACAGCCUUCGAGCUCCUCGUUCUAUUGCUUGCUAGUCAUGGCGACCGAAAAGAGGCCCUACCACUUUGUGGUCUUCGGAGCCUCCGGCUUUACAGGCCAGUUUGUGGUUCAGGAGGUGGCCAGGCAGCAGAUGAACCCGGAGCUACGAGGCUCCGCGCUGCCCUGGGCUGUGGCCGGCCGGAGUCGGGAGAAGCUGCGGCAGGUGUUGGAGGAAGCUGCUGAGAAAUUGGAAAGACCAACACUCCCAGAUGAAGUUGGUAUAAUAAUCUGUGAUAUCAUUAAUCCAGCCUCUCUUGACGAAAUGGCUAAACAAGCAUCUGUUGUUCUCAAUUGUGUAGGACCAUAUCGAUUUUAUGGUGAACCUGUGGUCAAAGCAUGUAUUGAAAAUGGGGCUAGUUGUAUUGACAUCUCUGGGGAACCACAGUAUCUGGAAGAAAUGUAUUGGAAAUAUCAUGAAAAAGCUGCAGAAAAGGGGGUAUAUAUCAUUGGAAGCAGUGGUUUUGAUUCCAUUCCAGCUGAUCUGGGAGUAUUAUAUACCAGAAAUAAAUUAAAAGGUACUCUGACUGCUGUUGAAAGUUUCCUGACAAUAAAUUCAGGACCUGAGGGAAUGUGUAUUCAUGAUGGCACUUGGAAGUCAGCUAUUCAUGGUUUUGGUGACCAGAAGCGUUUAAGAAACCUACGAAAACAAUCAAAUAUGAAACCUGUUCCAGUUGUUGGUGCUAAAUUGAAAAGAAAAUGGCCUAUUUCUUACUGUAGUGAACUAUGUGAAUAUUCUAUUCCAUUCUUGGGAGCUGAUGCCUCUGUUGUGAAACGGACACAGCGGUUCUUGUAUGAAAACUUGCAGGAAACACCAGUGCAGUAUGCUGCUUAUGUGACUGUUGGAGGCCUCACUAAUGUUAUUAAGCUGAUGUUUGCAGGACUUUUCUUUUUACUCUUUGUGAAGUUUAGCAUUGGAAGACAACUUCUAGUAAAAUUUCCCUGGUUGUUCUCCUUUGGGUAUUUCUCAAAACAAGGACCAACACAGAAACAGAUGGAUGAUGCUUCAUUUACAUUUACAUUCUUUGGUCAAGGAUAUAGCCAGGACCAUACUACAAAAGAUGGGAAACCUAAUAUUAAAAUAUGCACCCAAGUGAAAGGACCAGAGGCUGGUUAUGUGGCUACACCCAUAGCAAUGGUACAAGCAGCUGUUACUCUUCUAAAAGAUACCUCUGAGCUUCCUAAGGGAGGUGGUGUCUUUACACCAGGAGCUGCUUUCUCCAAAACCAAGCUGAUUGAAAGACUCAACCAAUGUGGCAUUGAAUUUAGUGUCAUUAGCAGCUCUGAAGUUUAAAAAAGAGAAAUAUUCAUAAAACUGCAUGAAUUAACAGCUUCUUCAUUUGAUACUUGAAAUUCUUAAGAUGAUUCCAAGUGACCAGGUCAAAAAACCUUUCAUAAAAAGCAGUCUGUGCUAGGUACACAUGCACUAAGCUAUUUUUCUUAACUGAUAUCACUGCUUGUCAGAGGGGAUCUAAAAAGUACUUCAGAUAUAUUUUUCCUUAGAUAGAUUGUGAGGUGGCUGGUCAGGUGAGAGGAAUGGGGCAACUUACUGGAGAGUUUCCCUGAUGCUUUUGUGUGCCUUUUCUAUUUGAACGUGAUUGUAGCUAUCCUUUAACCAGCUUUGGUUAUUUAAUGAAGAAUAAGUAUGGAUGCUGUCUAGAAAACUGCUUGUGUACUAACCUGCUUUGUAUAUUUCCACAGGAGUAUGAAUGUGUUUUUUAAGCCUCAGCUUACCUGCUAAUAAUCCUUAAUGAUUCAUUCUUUUGGCUAUAUUUGUAAAGACUAUACUGAUAUGAUGAUAAAGAUUUUUCUUUGAUUUUCAAUGCCCCAAGUAAGUUUUUUCCUCAUUCACAUUUUUUGGUUGUGAGGCAAUUGGGGUUAAGUGAUUUGUCAGGAUCGUGCAGUUAAGCGUCUGAGGCCAUACUUGAACUUAAGUCCUCCUGACUCAUCCACUGCACCUUUCAGCUGCCCCUUUCAUUCACUUUUUGGGCCAAAAUUGGGUUUUCCAUUGAACUAUUUUGUCACUCACAAAAGUUGUGCAUGCGUUUUUCUAACACCAAAUGUGUGCCAUAUAUAUCCUUAGAGUCUGUUUUUAAAAUGAGAAUUUUCCUUUGGAUCUGUGAUGUCUGACAAAUAAAGCUCGUCUCUGGCAUGCAGUUUAUUCAGUUGUAGGAUGUGAGGGAUGGACCAGCUUUUUCAAAGUCCAUUUGGUUUUGUGCUUCUCUCUUAGAAUUCAAACACUUAUCAUGCUGUCUCAUUCAGAAUUAAAACCUGAGUAUAUAUAAAAUAGUAUAGCCUUUUAAAAUGUCUUCAGAGUGGUCAUAGGAAUCACUUUUGCUUUUAUGAAUUUCUUAGCUAAUUACUAUAUACACAAAGUAAAUAAAACUAUUGGUUUAAAUAACAGCAUAUAAUUAAAAAUUAGGGGGUUUUAAGCCAUUUACAGUUUGAAAAUGAAAUCUGUAGAUACAAACUACAGAGAAUUUUUCGAUCACUCACUAAUCCAUUCAGCCUCUUUUAUAAAACAAGUAUUUAGUAAACCAACAUUUAUAUUAAGAAGCUAAUCAAAGUAAAUUUUAAAUAUUUUAUGGGAAGCUGGAACCUUGAUAUUUGGUGUGCACUGAACUCUCUCUCUUCUUCUUAACUAUAAGAGCAACAUCAUUUUUCAGUUUCCACAGACUGGCUUCAAGUAGCUCACCAAUGUCCUUUAAGAGAUGUGACUGUCUUUGUGUAAAAGGACGUAACAUUUGAUCAUCCUCCUGAAAAAUAAAUGGGCCAAAAUGAGUAAGAA
Antechinus flavipes (yellow-footed antechinus) is the source of this 3800-nucleotide messenger RNA. RefSeq names its product saccharopine dehydrogenase (putative) (gene SCCPDH). Gene Ontology annotation, biological process: glycolipid biosynthetic process. The record is from RefSeq and is a predicted model, not a curated record. Gene Ontology annotation, cellular component: mitochondrion; lipid droplet; plasma membrane. The coding region runs from base 1014 to 2306 and encodes 430 amino acids. The transcript is spliced from 12 exons. NCBI's taxonomy places the organism in Eukaryota, Metazoa, Chordata, Mammalia, Dasyuromorphia, Dasyuridae.